UUUUUGCAAUUUUCAGACCCCAGUGCGCCUCUUAAUUCCUUCUGGAGAAAAUUUUCCGCUACAAAUUUGAUGUGAAUCAUAUGCACCCACCGCAAGCAUCGAUCAGGCCGCCCUCCUCCAUGGAUCCAUGGCAGAGGAGUGAGUCGACGGUGCGGCUCCUAAGUUUGGGGAGGCGAAGCGUUCGUUGCGGGGCAAAAAAGGAGCCACCAUUUCAGCUUCCUCUCUCCCAAAAUUUUAGCUCCUUUUCUUCGCAUGGCUCCCUGCAACCUAACCACACGUCCGCUCCCCCACGAUUCUUGGGGCUUGCUCGGGAGCGAUCCGUGUGGAGCGAGUGGUUUGAGCGCUGGGCGAAGGAGGAGGAAGAGGGAAAGAAAGAAAAAGUUUGUUAUUUUAGCCAGCCUCUUUCUUUUUGGCACCUCAGAAAAGUGCGAGCAUUGUGACGAAUUGAUGGAAGGUUGAUGGCAACUCGUCUUAGGAUUUACUUAUUGCAAGUCGCUAAUAGUUGAGGAAUCGGUAAACAGAAGUUUUGACGAGAAACAAAAUUGAAUUCGGAAGGCAAUGUCUAGCUUCUUUGGUGUUCUUGUUUCCGAUCCGUGGCUGCAGAGCCAGUUCACCCAAGUGCAGCUCCGGACCCUGAAAACAAAAUUUGUGUCUGCGAAGAAACCGGAUGCCGAUCAUGUAACAAUAAAAGAUUUGCCGCCGGUGAUGGAGAAACUCAGGGGCAUCCAUGAGGUUCUAUCUGAAGAAGAGGUCAGCAAAUUUUUGAGCGAGACCUAUCCUGAUAUGAACCAAGCAAUAGAAUUUGAGCCGUUCCUUAAGGAGUACUUAAAUCUUCAAGCAAAGGGGACCAGCAAAACAGGAGGCAAAAAUAAACUGAAGGGAUCUGUGUCAUUUUUAAAAGCUUCCACCACUACUCUCUUACACGUCAUUAACGAGUCUGAAAAAACAUCCUAUGUCAAUCAUAUCAAUAAUUUUCUGGGAGAGGAUCCUUUCCUGAAGAACUUCUUGCCAUUGGAUCCAGCAUCGAACGAGUUAUUUAAUCUUGUUCGGGAUGGUGUGCUACUUUGCAAGUUGAUCAAUGUUGCUGUUCCGGGCACAAUAGAUGAGAGAGCAAUCAAUACAAAGAAGGAUCCUAAUCCAUGGGAGAGAAACGAGAACCAUACCCUUUGUCUCAACUCUGCAAAAGCCAUUGGCUGCACUGUAGUUAACAUUGGAACACAGGAUUUGAUUGAAGCUAGGCCUCAUCUAGUUCUUGGUCUGUUAUCCCAGAUCAUAAAGAUACAACUACUAGCUGAUCUGAAUCUAAAGAAAACACCUCAGCUGGCAGAGUUGGUGGCUGAUGAUAAUGGCAAGGACGUAGAGGAGCUGGUCACCUUAGCGCCAGACAAGAUGUUGCUCAAAUGGAUGAACUUCCAUCUCAAGAAAGCAGGGUACAAAAAAACUGUAACAAAUUUCUCUACUGAUGUGAAGGAUGGCGAAGCGUAUGCCUACCUUCUCAGCACCCUUGCUCCUGAACAUAGCUCAAAAACCAUGACAGAAACUACAGAUCCUAAGGAAAGGGCAAAAAAAGUACUUGAAACCGCAGAAAAGCUUCAGUGUACAAGAUAUGUAACACCUAAAGAUAUUGUUGAAGGUUCAGCAAAUCUCAACUUGGCAUUCGUUGCACAAAUAUUCCAGAACAGAAAUGGUCUAUCAACCAACAAUGUGGCUCCCGUUGAAGAUACUCCUGAUGAUGUGGAAGCAUCCAGGGAAGAGAGAGCAUUUCGCUUGUGGAUCAACAGCCUUGGAAUAUCAACUUAUGUGAACAAUUUGUUUGAGGAUGUUAGGACUGGAUGGAUCCUACUAGAGGUGCUUGACAAAAUUUCUCCCGACUCAGUUAACUGGAAGCAUGCAUCUAAACCACCAAUUAUUAUGCCAUUUAGAAAGGUGGAGAACUGCAACCAGGUUAUCAAAAUUGGGAAGGAGUUAAAAUUUUCUUUGGUAAAUGUAGCAGGAAAUGACAUUGUGCAAGGAAAUAAAAAACUGAUUCUAGCUUUCCUGUGGCAACUCAUGAGGACCAGUAUCCUACAAUUGCUGAAGAACUUGAGAUCCCACUCUAAAGAGAAAGAGAUCACUGAUGCUGACAUUCUCAUUUGGGCUAAUAAUAAGGUCAAGGAAUCAGGCAAAACUUCCCGUAUUGAAAGCUUAAAGGAUAAGAGCAUAUCAGAUGGGGUGUUCUUUCUCGAGCUUCUAAGCGCUGUACAGCGCAGGGUUGUUGACUGGAGCUUGGUGAAGAAGGGGGAGGAUGAGGAGGAGAAGAAGCUGAACGCGACGUACAUCAUCAGUGUUGCUAGGAAGCUAGGGUGCACAGUUUUCUUGUUGCCAGAAGACAUAAUGGAGGUGAAUCCAAAGAUGAUCCUCACCCUUACCGCAAGCAUCAUGUACUGGAGCCUGCAGAGGCAGGGGCCUUACCAAAGCCCUGGACAAUCGGAGUCUGCAGUGUCACGGGAUGCUCUUCCAGAAGAAGAGGAAGUAGAAGAGGAUGAAGAGGAAGAAGAUGAGGAGGAUUUCGAAGGAGGUAUCGAAGAUGGCGUCUCCAAUCUGACGACUUGACAAGAAUGUUACAGCUAACCAACCAAGUUUACAUGGUGAAGUUGCCGGUUUAUCAGGGGUUGUCUAAACUGCAGGGUGAAAGGAAAUCAAGUAGCAGCUGCAAAAAAGAAGUUUUGGUAUAUAGUUGAUUCAUUCUUUGCACGUCAAAGAGCAGCAAUUCAAGUUUACCUAGUAGGUAUAAUUGUGCGCGCGCAGCUAGAUAUUGUAAGGUAAUUACCAAAUGGGUAGUGUAUAAAAAAUGUGAGAAUAAACCAGAAUAUUUGCUGGACUGAUACCACAUCAAACAUCAUAUUUGGAGUACAGAACAGGAGGCUCACCACACUUGUUGGGCCUUGAGGUCUCGUGAGGUGGGCCGGGCCUUUUCGUUGUGUACGU
Phragmites australis (common reed) is the source of this 2967-nucleotide messenger RNA. RefSeq names its product fimbrin-5-like. The coding region runs from base 559 to 2592 and encodes 677 amino acids. The transcript is spliced from 15 exons. Gene Ontology annotation, cellular component: cytoplasm; actin filament bundle; actin filament. Gene Ontology annotation, molecular function: actin filament binding. Lineage: Eukaryota; Viridiplantae; Streptophyta; Magnoliopsida; Poales; Poaceae. The record is from RefSeq and is a predicted model, not a curated record. Gene Ontology annotation, biological process: actin filament bundle assembly; actin filament network formation.